Molecule: messenger RNA, 1728 nt
Organism: Colletotrichum graminicola M1.001
Lineage: Eukaryota; Fungi; Ascomycota; Sordariomycetes; Glomerellales; Glomerellaceae
Product: FAD binding domain-containing protein
Exons: 3
Coding region: 1-1728 (575 amino acids)
Molecular function (GO): FAD binding; oxidoreductase activity
Source: RefSeq, a predicted model, not a curated record
AUGGUGUCGUUCCUCAACCUCCUCGCGCUCGCCCCUGCGGCUGUCUCAGCCGCUUCCAUCGGCGGCCCUUUGGCCCACCUGGCUCGCCAAAGUGACGCAGACUGCCGCUGCUACCCCGGAGAUGCAUGCUGGCCGACGGCGGCGGACUGGGAUGCCUUCAACCAGACCGUUGGCGGACGUCUCAUCGCGACGGUCCCCAUCGGCGCCCCCUGCCACGACAGCUCGUUCGGUUCCUACAACGAGGCCGAGUGCACGGCUCUCCAGAACGCCUGGGGCAGUCCGGAGACGCACAUCAAGACGUCGUCCUCGGUGAUGGCGGCCUUCUUCGCCAACCAGAGCUGCGACCCCUUCCUCGACCGAUCCGACCGUUGCAUCAUCGGCACCUACGUCCAGUACGCUGUCAAUGCCACUGGCGCUGACGACUAUGUCAAUACGAUCAAGUUCGCCCAGGACAACAACAUCCGCUUCGUCAUCCGCAACACCGGCCACGACUACCUUGGCAAGUCCACCGGUGCCGGCGCUCUGGCGCUCUGGACGCACCACAUCAAGGACAUCGAGGUCCUGGACUACAAGUCGGCGUCUUACACCGGCAAGGCUCUCAAGGUCGGCGCCGGUGUCCAGGUGGGCGAGGCCCAGAGCGUCGCGCACGCCAAUGGCCUCGUCGUCGUUGGAGGCAACAGCCCGACAGUCGGUAUUGCGGGAGGCUACACCCAGGGUGGCGGCCACGGACCCCUCGUCUCCAAGUACGGCCUCUCGGCCGACCAGGUCCUCGAGUGGGAGGUCAUCACGACCGCGGGCCAGAGGAUCGUCGCGACCCCUACCAACAAUACGGACCUCUACUGGGCCAUGUCCGGCGGCGGCGGUGGCGUGUACGCGGCCGCGCUGUCCGUGACGCUCAAGGUGUACCCCGACACCAUCACGUCCUCUGCCAACUUGACGUUCACCAACAGCGGCAUCUCGGACGACGUCUUCUACGGCGCCAUCAAGUCAUACCUGAAGGUACUGCCCGACAUCGUCGACGCCGGAGCUGUCAGCAUCUGGCUGUUGGGCGGCGGCGCAUUCCUCAUGCAGCCGACGACUCUCCCCAACAAGACCAAGGAUGAGCUCCAGACUCUGCUCCAGCCGUUCCUCAACGCGCUCGACGAGGCCUGCAUCGAGUAUAACUACAACAUUGAGCAGUACGACACCUUCCUGGACAGCUACAACGCCAUGAACCCGGAGCCCGCCGUCACCGAGUACAACAUCGGCGGCCGUCUUAUGCCCCGCACCCUCGUCGCCGACGACGCCUCGCUCGCUAACCUUACGGACGCGCUGAGCUCCAUCGCCGACAACGGAGGCCUCAUCUCGGGCCUCACCAUCAACGUCUCCCGGCCCGACGAUGCGGUUCCCAACGCGGUGACCCCGGCGUGGCGCUCGGCUCUCUUCUCCGCCGUCGUCGGAACUUCCUACAGCCGCGAAAAGUUCUCGACACUCGUGAUCGGCCAGAACGAGGUCACGGACGUUCUGCUCCCCAAGCUCAAGGCGCUGACUCCUGGCGGCGGGGCGUACCUCAACGAGGCGGACCGUAACGAGGCCGACUACGAGGACGUCUUCUACGGCGGCAACUACGCAAAGCUCAAGUCGAUUAAGCAGAAGUACGACCCCACCAGCACCCUCUACGCGCUCACGGGCGUGGGCAGCGACGACUGGGAGGUGCGGAGCGACGGCCGUCUCUGCAAGGUCGCGUAA